Penicillium canariense is the source of this 576-nucleotide messenger RNA. RefSeq lists its product as uncharacterized. NCBI's taxonomy places the organism in Eukaryota, Fungi, Ascomycota, Eurotiomycetes, Eurotiales, Aspergillaceae. The coding region runs from base 1 to 576 and encodes 191 amino acids. The record is from RefSeq and is a predicted model, not a curated record. The transcript has a single exon.
AUGUCCACGAAUCGUCAAGUCACCUACGCGCCACCGCACGCUGAGCAACUUGCGCGAUGUGCACGAACGGCAGUUCCCUUGAGCAUCACUGGACUCGUCCAGGAAGUCGCGUCGUCCGGACAUCCGAAAUACGUUGUAGCCCCAUGGCUCUAUGCACAUCCUGUACGUCCUACCCCUGUACCGCGACCGAGAUCGUGCGCAUGCGAGCGGAGUACCAAAAUAGAAGACAUCCUGACUUACGUAGAUCAUGAAUUCAAUUCCACACAAACCCACACUCCUCCGCCUAAGGUCGACUUAAUCGAGGUAACAUGCAUCCUACAGCCCCCCAUCCAGCCCCCAUCCAGCCCCCGCGACUUCGUUCCCCCUUCGCGAAAUCCACCUCAAAAGGGAAACAUCCACUUUUACCCGCCCCAAAUCGCCCCGACUAGGCCAGGGCUCGAGCGAAUGUGCCCGAGCGGGAUACCUGCAGGUUACCUGGCACAGUGGCCCGGAGGCCGGACGCAAUUCGCGGGUCGGGGCGGGCGAGAUACAACGCCGAUACGCCUCGGCUGGGCCUGGGUUGGGAUCGGCGUCUAG